AAGCAGCGCCACUUCCUUUUCGUGCUUAGACGUCCUCGUGGAUAGUAUCUUUCUAUUAGUAACCUUCCGACGAUGAAAUAAGCCAUCGCAGUAGCGUUGAGCGAAUGCUUUUUCUUGGAAAAAAGAGGUAGUCAUAUUGGAGAAAGGAAGAAACACGGAAAUGCGCGACGUACUCGCUGCAUUGCAGCAGCUGCAGGAGCAGGAUCAUAGUCAUGCUGUAACUGCGGGCAGCAAAUGCUACGCGAUUUGGUUUGUGUCCGGAACGCGGAAGCUUUACCAUUGGCUCUGGGAGGAGGUAGAGGAAGGCUUCUUCAUCGUUUCGAAAUCCGCGCCCAGCACGGAAAAUCUGCAGCCGCUCCACAUCUCCAGGACACUCUGCACGGGUGAGAAAGUACUUAAGAAGCAUACCUGUUUUGCUAGUGUUACAGUUAGUUUUAUUCCGACCUCAUGCUUAUUGUUUAACCCGCUUAGGAGCCACACUUCGCAGUUGGGUAUUGGUUCGCUCUUGAUGACGUGCGCUUCGUCUGCUACCGGGGACAAAAUUCAACUUCGACACAUGAAUGACACUGCAGAACUUCCGACGAUUUUCACGUGUGCGGAGCAAGGUGCGGCGGAAGUGCACGAAUGGGAGAGCGAGUUGACGCGCAUAGAACCCAUCCCCGACCUGUUGGAGGCCCGGAAAUUGCUUUCGGCGAUCACGGAGUUGCAGCUGCGACUGGAGUACCCGAUUUUUGUUGCGGUUCCGGGAAAGCAACACGCGGGUGGGCAAUCCAAUGACCCCGGGGUCGCGUUUCUGGGGCUGCGCACUCUAAUACCCGGAGACGAAAACCUUCGCCCUAAUGUCUUUGCGCACGGCCUUCACGUCCUGGAAACCUUCGACGUUUCGAAGCCACAGACACUGCGUACGUAAAAUAAUUUUUUGUUUGUCUUCUUUUUUUUAUUCAUUAUCAUUUCACGAAUGUUUGUUGACCCUAUCGGGAGUUUCUUGUCUCGGAAAUGAAAUUACACCCUACCUGCAGCCUACUCGAACUGCUACCUGCCGACCCUGCUUGGCGCGAGCGAGCAGGACGAGGUCGAGGUGAGUGCCCGGUUCGAGCUGGUGUCGGUGCAUCCCUCGGGGUCGCUUCGCUGGAACCGAGGGCCGUUUUGCUGUCUGGACCUAACCUUCACGUCGCAGCCGGAGGGACAGCUGUUUCCGCUGCGGUAUCCCGGCAACUGGGAGGCCAAUGUGUACGUGCGCGGGGAAAGCGAAGACGAUCUGGCCUGGCCGCACAUUCGGUUGCUCAAGUACAUCUUGUCGAAGCAAAACCAGUUGACGUCCUCCACGUCCGCUGCGGCUGCAGCGCUGUCGCCGCAGCUGAAGCGCGCUCGAAUCACUGGGGAAGCGGCACCGCAGCAGCAGGUCGGCAAUGAUAAAGGUGACCCGCAAGGAGCAGAGGCCGCGUCCGAUAGUGGCAGAAUAAUAGGUGGAGAGCCGACGUUUCGAAUCAACAGUGCGCGCGAUCCAUUGGUCUACCUGGACAUGGACACCUUUCUCAGUUCUGCGGCGUUCCACGACGAUGAUUUUGUGGACCUGUUGUGGCAUUUUCUCGCCAAGCACCUGGCGUUUGCCACCGCGGCCACGGCCUCCGAAUUGAAAUCCACGAUGAAUCGCGCGUCCUCCCGGAACGCCGCGUCAGACGUAAACGGCACCAACGCGAGUAUGCUAUCUCUCGGUGUAAACGACAGCUUUCUAUUCCCGAGCGGGGCGGACUCUCCCACGGGAAACUUGUUCGCUAGUGCGCUGGAAGUAGACGGUGGCGGUUCCCCCGGCGAGGACCACGAGAAGCAGGAGGAGGUCCUUUUUUUUACAACCGCUCUCAUUAAUUGAGUAUCGUCAUCUUAGUUUUACACGAGAGGCAAAUGCAAAUCUUUGGCUAUUGUACGGUCUCGCUUUAUCUGACACAACUUCUGGAGCCGAAAAAAACAGGAAAUUGGGAAGUAUAGCACGUCUGUGAUGGCACUAUGUAAUGAUGAUGAUGAUGAUGAUGAUGAUGAUGAAAAUCGAUUUACCAGGCGUGGAGGAAGGCGCAGGAAAUGAGCGACGCGGACAAGUGCGGCGGCGUAGUGUCGACCCUGCGAGUCGCCCUGCGAGCCGUGUUUCAGCAUUUGAACAGUGCCGGGAUGCCGUACAUCCGCAAGAACAAUGAGUCGGAGCUCGCUCGGAUGGUGUCGGAGUAUCUGGUGUGCUUCACGCGGGAGCGCAGGUACGGGGCCAACGAGCGCGAGCAGGCCCAGGAAGCGGAACGCGCGCUGCAGGAGCGGCGCGAGCAAAAGCGGCGAUUUUUCGAGCGGUUGCAGUUUCUGGAGCGACCGGGCCCGGAGAGCGACCUCGCGGUGCUGCGGCUGUUCGCGGACGCCGCCAUCGAGGCUGGCCGCGAGGAGUGCCGGCGGUAUCGCCGUAACCUGGGCUUCGAAGUGGACGACAGCUUCCGGCUCGAGCGCACCAGCAACACGCCCCGCACGUCUGAGGCGCAGUACCUCUGGCUGCGCAGCCAGUUCCACAUUGCUUCCCUGGCCGACAUCUCCACGCGGGCCGGAGUGCCCUGGGAGGCCACGAGUCGGUUGGUGCGCAAAGCGACCGCGUACUACGACGUGCACCUCGACCGGUGCCGCAACUUGCCAGUGUUUUCGCUGCCGUUGUCGCGAGUGGCGGCCACGAAGCUGGUCGGCAAGUGCGUGCCCUACGUGCGCCCGUGCUUCGUCCGCGUCGCCGGGCGGAACCGGGUGGUGCGGUUGAUCAAGGAACGGUUUCGCGUUUCGCUCCUCGAGGACCAUGACAUGGACGCAGACGGAGGAGAAAAUGUAGAGGAAACUGAGAAGGAAGACCACUACAGUGUCACGCACAUAGAUAUCCGCAAGUUCGUAGAUGAUUCGGAAGAAGACACUGCUGUCGGCAGCAGUGGGGGGAGAGGCUGACGAUAUUUAGAAAAAAAGCUGUGAAGAUUUUUUGUUCCAUCUUACUGCACCACAUUACCAUUCUGGUGGUUCUGCUGGUAUCAAGGUCCCAGUUCUGACGUUCGUAGCUUUGUGAACACUUCUUUCGGACGCUCCUGCUCAGCUUGGUUUUUUUUGCCGGGUCAGACGGACUACGGCAUCAUGAUCAUGAUCAUCUUUCGGAUGCUUACGCCACUCUGAUCUCGGAGCAAAACCGCUGUGUUUUUUCAC
This is a messenger RNA of Amoebophrya sp. A120, 3207 nucleotides long. Lineage: Eukaryota; Dinophyceae; Syndiniales; Amoebophryaceae. The record is from the annotation of a GenBank genome assembly.